This is a messenger RNA of Brassica rapa (field mustard), 6171 nucleotides long. RefSeq names its product F-box/kelch-repeat protein At3g27150-like. The record is from RefSeq and is a predicted model, not a curated record. Gene Ontology annotation, cellular component: cytosol. NCBI's taxonomy places the organism in Eukaryota, Viridiplantae, Streptophyta, Magnoliopsida, Brassicales, Brassicaceae. Gene Ontology annotation, molecular function: protein binding.
AAUGUUGUUAUUCAUAGUAUUAUUUUUGAAUUUACAGGAACUGAUGUCAAAAGAGAUGACUAAAAUAAAUCGAGAUGUGCUAAUGCUAAGAGAAGAUCAGGCUCCUAAAGUUGGAGCAAGCUUGAGCCAAUCUGAACCAAGGAAGAUUUUAAUGGUUGGCAUUAAACCUCACAUACCUGAUUUGAAUGUGAAACCUUGUUCUGAUUCCGACGAGGAAGAAAAAGGAGAAAUUGGAAAAGCAUUUCAGAAUCUUGCAGGUUUAAAACCUCAUGAUGCCUGUUAUGUUGAUCAUAAGCUUUUGUACGAGCUUGAGGUCGAGAUCAUUGCUCGUCUACCAUGCUUUGAAUACUGGAAACUGCAGUUUCUUAACAAGAAAUUCUUGCAGUUAUUAAAAAGCUGUGAAAUUUUCAGGGUGAGACAAGAAAGGGGACUUGUGACACCCUAUGUGAUUUUGCAUUCAGGAGCUGUAUCUAAUUGGGAAAUGUUUGAUAAGGAUUUUAAAACCUUUCGGAGACUUCCUAAAGUUCCUUCUUCUGAUUAUUGCUUUUUCUACAGCGGUAAGGAAACAGUUAGUGUGAGUACUCAACUAACUGUCAUAGGGAGAGAAAGAGACGAAAUUGUGGUGUUUUCUUAUGAGCUAGAGAAUCAUAAGUGGUUCAAAGGUCCUUCAAUGAUCACACCGAGGGCCAUGUACGGUUCUGCGAGCCAUGGUAAAACAACAUUUUUUGCAGGAGACAUUAAAAUGGAUGAAAAUGGAAACCCUAUUGUUGUGCAAACUGUAGAAAAAUAUAAUGCUGAUACAAAAAGGUAGUCUAUGAUUAAUGGAAUGUAUAAAGCAAGGAAGUUCAGCUCAGGAUGUUUCUUGCGUGAAAAAUUUUACGUCCUCGGUGGCCGAGAUGAUAAUGAUAAACACCUCACUUGUGGAGAAAGUUAUGAUGAGACAACAGAUUCUUGGGAGUUGAUACCUGACAUGCUAAAAGACAUGACAAUCAUUGUGCAUUCCCAAUCUCCGCCCCUUAUUGCUGUGGUUGAUGACAAUCUAUACAUGUUAGAAACAUCUUUGAACGAGCUUCGGGUAUAUGAUAUAAACACAAAUAUUUGGAAGAAAGUUGGUGUUGUCCAUGUGAGCGCAAACGCUGCCUUCGGUUGGGGGAUUGCGUUUAAAUCGAUGGGAGACAGACUUUUGGUGAUUGGAACUUCUCACUCUUGGCAAAGAAAGACAGUAGUUCACUCAUGCCGUCCUUCUCCAGACGUGAAAGAGCAGCACUGGGAAGAAAUAAAACAUUGGUGUAUUGGUGCUGAGCUCCCACAGUUUAUUCAUAACUGUUGUGUGAUGUUUGCUUAAAGUUUUUUCCAAGGAAAGCUUGGAAACUUAUUUGUUUUUUGCAUUUGUGCUUAAAGUUGUUGCAUUUGGUUUUAAGUUUUUUGGUUUGUGUUUUUCUGAAUUUUUUGUUUUUCAUUUGGGAUAAAAAUGUUGUUGUUUUUCGUUUGUUUUAAGUGCUUAUGUUUGUGAAAAAAAUACUAAUGUUGUCUAUGUAAUGGUUAUUUAUUUAUUUUGGUUUUGUUUUUUCCCUCUUCAGCCAUAAAUGUCAUGUUCAGUUAAAAUUGCUAUCUGUUUUCAGUUUAUUUUCCAAAUUUAUAGGUUUGUAAAAGUUAUAGCACAUUAAAAUCGUAUCUUAAUUUAUUAUUUUUUAGUUCGGAUAAUGAGAGUUUUAAGGUCAUUUGGCUUUUAAACAAUAAACCAUGGUUGUAUCUAUUUUUAUUUAAAAAUUCCUGAUUUGAUUUUAUAUGGUUACAUAAUGGAUUUUCUAUGAGAUUUUACUAAAAUAGGGAAUAAAGUAAUUUAGUUUUGGUAAUUUUAAUAUAUCAUUUUAUCGUAUUUUGUGUUAACCCAAUAUUUAUUAUUUACACAGAGGUGCAGAAAAAUAAUGGAGUUGUAAAUAGUUAGAAAUAAAAGAACAACACUUAUAAAUAUGUACUUAUUUAUCUACAAAUAAUAAUAAAGAUAACGUUGUUAUUUCUUAAUAUUAUUACAUGUCAGUUCGAUAUUAGCGGCUUGAUCUCUGUAACUAUUUAUUAGAUCAUCCCAAUUUUAAAACUCUUUAUUGUUUAUCCAAGAUCAAUGAUUUGAGUUCGCAAUAUUUUAUUCAUUGAAACCGAUUUAAAGAACUCUCUGAAGCUAUAGGAGCAUCAAUUUUUUCUUCUGGAAAGUGAACAUUGUAAGCUACUUAAAAGGUACCAGAGAAACAAUAAAUAUCCGUUGCAUUGUAACAUAAAUAAGUUCAUUUCUUUAUAUACUCUUAGAGUAACCAAAUACAGUAUGGUUCGAUUCAGGUUAGUCAUAGGGUAUUAAAUUAAUACUCGACUUUCGAUUUAUAAAUCUAUUGUGUUAUAUACACAAAUAGACUUUGAUCGAAGAAAAUAUAAAAAAUGGACUUUCAUUAUAGAUGGAAAGUAAUCUUUUAAUUUAAAAUGGAACCAUUUUAUUUUGCAAGUAUCAACUUUGUUAUUUAUUGUUCUUUAAUAAUGCAAACAUUUAAAAAAAAAAAUUGCAAUGAAAUAAAAUAAUUAAUUUAAUUGAAAGCCAAAAAGUAUUCAAAACAUUUCUUUGAAAACCUAAUAAAUAUUCUCAAACAAUUAACAAAAACUUAGUCCAAACUGCAAACAAUCACUAAUUAGUAGUCUUAUCGUGUAUGGUAAAGAUUUAAAUAAACUCAUAAAAGUUUAUUCAAAACUUCCAGAUAAUUUAUUACUUGUAUUUAUGGUAGAUGGUUGAAUAAGGAUAUUGUAUUAAUAUGGUAAUAAAAUUAAACAAAGCAGUAUAAUUAUGGUAGAGCUAAAAUUUAAAACACAUAUGCUAUAUAUAUCUGAGUAACUUAGUCAAGAUUUCUUAUGCAUCUUUUCAACUAACUAAAUAUAACUGGGAUUCAAGAGAGCAUUCAAUAAAGAAUUUCUAUCCAUUUUUAAGAUACACAUUCAAAUUUUAUGAUAAAUCUAAUCACUAGUGAUAUUAUUACAUAUCAGAUUUUUUAUAUUGCAUCACUAUCAUAGAAUAUAUUAAUCUUUGUCAUAAUAUGCUUAGUUUUGAAAUUAUAUUGAUUUACUUAUAAGAUAUAGUACAUAUUCCCAAUUUGAUAUUUUGAAAGUUCUUUAAAUAGAAAAAUUAUAAUCGUUAAAGGCAUGUAAUUAUAUGUUUUAGAACAGUGUUUGUCCAUUUAUGUCGUGUUGCAUAAAUUUAAAUUUCAUUUUUCUAGUGGCUCACAUUAUUGUAUAGACUAAGGAAAUAAUUUUUCUUAAUCUCUUGAAAUAUUAAAUUUUCAAAGCAUUAAAUUAUAUAGAAGCAUUAAUUAAUUAUUUGCUUGCAAUUUUUGAGUUUAUAUUAGUUAAUGCAAUUUUUGUUUGAUUUCCCAGUUUAUAUAACAUAAUCUCAUUAUUGUUUGUUUAAAUAAAUUUUGGGAGUUCAAAUACUUAAAAUUGUUUGUAAUUAUAUGUUGUAAAAAAAUUCUGUUAGAUUCUUGGAAUUGAAUGUUGUUAUUCAUAGUAUUAUUUUUGAAUUUACAGGAAUUGAUGUCAAAAGAGAUGGCUAAAAUAAAUCGAAAUGUGCUAACGGUAAGAGAAGACCAGGCUCCUAAAAUUGGAGCAAGCUUGAGCCAAUCUGAACCAAGGAAGAUUUCAAUGGUUGGCAUUAAACCUCACAUACCUGACUUAAAUGUGAAACCUUGUUCUGAUUCCAACGAGGAAGAAAAAGGAGAAAUUGGAAAAGCAUUUCAGAAUCUUGCAGGUUUAAAAACUCAUGAUGCCUGUUAUGUUGAUCAUAAGCUUUUGUACGAGCUUAAGGUCGAGAUCAUUGCUCGUCUACCAUGCUUUGAAUACUGGAAACUGCAGUUUCUUAACAAGAAAUUCUUGCAGUUAUUAAAGAGCUGUGAAAUUUUCAGGGUGAGACAAGAAAGAGGACUUGUGAAACCCUAUGUGAUUUUGCAUUCAGGUGCUGUAUCUAAUUGGGAAAUGUUUGAUAAGGAUUUUAAAACCUUUCGGAGACUUCCUAAAAUUCCUUUUUCUGACUAUUGCUUUUUCUACAGCGGUAAGGAAGCAGUUAGUGUGGGUACUCAACUAAUUAUCAUAGGGAAAGAAAGAUAUGAAAUUGUGGUGUUUCGUUAUGAGCUAGAGAAUCAUAAGUGGUUCAAAGGUCCUUCAAUGAUCACACCGAGGGCCAUGUACGGUUCUGCGAGCCAUGGUAAAACCGCAUUUUUUGCAGGAGGCAUUAAAAUGGAUGAAAAUGGAAACCAUGUUGUUGUGCAAACUGUAGAAAAGUAUAAUGCUGAUACAAAAAGGUGGACUAUGAUUAAUGGAAUGCAUAAAGCAAGGAAGUUCAGCUCAGGAUGUUUCUUGCGUGGAAAAUUUUAUGUCCUCGGUGGCCGAGAUGAUAAUGAUAAACACCUCACUUGUGGAGAAAGUUAUGAUGAGACGACAGAUUCUUGGGAGUUGAUACCUGACAUGCUAAAAGACAUGACAGUCAUUGCGCAUUCCCAAUCUCCGCCCCUUAUUGCUGUGGUUGAUGACAAUCUAUACAUGUUAAAAACAUCUUUGAACGAGCUUCGGGUAUAUGAUAUAAACACAAAUAUUUGGAAGAAAGUUGGUGUUGUCCCUGUGAGCGCAAACGCUGCCUUCGGUUGGGGGAUUGCGUUUAAAUCGAUGGGAGACAGACUUCUGGUGAUUGGAACUUCUCACUCUUGGCAUAGGAAGAGAGUAGUUCACUCAUGCUGUCCUUCUCCAGACGUGGAAGAGCAGCACUGGGAAGAAAUAAGACAUUGGUGUGUUGGUGCUGAGCUCCCACAGUUUAUUCAUAACUGUUGUGUGAUGUUUGCUUAAAGUUUUUUCCAAGGAAAGCUUGGAAACUUAUUUGUUUUUGCAUUUGUGCUUAAAGUUGUUGCUUUUGGUUUUAAGUUGUUUGGUUUGUGUUUUUCUGAAUUUUUUGUUUUUCAUUUAGGAUAAAAAUGUUGUUGUUUUUCGUUUGUUUUAAGUGCUUAUGUUUGUGAAAAAAAUACUAAUGUUGUUUAUGUAAUGGUUAUUUAUUUAUUUUGGUUUUGUUUUUUCCCUCUUCAGCCAUAAAUGUCAUGUUCAGUUAAAAUCGCUAUCUGGUUUCAGUUUAUUUUCCAAAAUUUUAGGUUUGUAAAAGUUAUAACACAUUAAAAUCGUAUCUUAAUUUAUUUUUUUAGUUCGGAUAACUAGAGUUUUAAGGUCAUUUGGCUUUUCAACCGUAAACCAUGGCUGUAUCUAUUUUUAUUUAAAAAUUCCUUAUUUGAUUUUAUAUGGUUACAUAAUGGAUUUUCUAUAAGAUUUUACUAAAACAGGGAAUAAAUUAAUUUAGUUUUGGUAAUUUUCAUAUAUCAUUUUAUCGUAUUUUGUGUGAACCCAAUAUUUAUUAUUUACACAGAGGUGCGAAAAAAUAAUGGAGUUGCAAAUAGGUAGAAAUAAAAGAACAACAUUUAUAAAUAUGUGCAUAUUUAUCUACAAAUAAUAAUAAGGAUAAGGUUGUUAUUUCUUAAUAUUAUUACAUGUCAGUUCGAUAUUAGCGGCUUGAUCUCUGUAACUAUUUAUUAAAUCAUCCCUAUUUCAAAACUCUUUAUUGUUUAUCCAAGAUCAAUGAUUGGAGUUCGCAAUAUUUUUUUCAUUGAAGCCGAUUUAAAGAACUCUCUGAAGCUAUAGGAGCAUCAAUUUUUUCUUCUGGAAAGUGAACAUUGUAAGCUACUUAAAAGGUACCGGAGAAAUAAUAAAUAUCCGUUGCAUUGUAACAUAAGUUCAUUUCUUUAUAUACUCUUAGAGUAACCAAAUACAGUUUGGUUCGAAUCAGGUUAGUCAUAGGGUAUUAAAUUAAUACUCGACUUUCGAUUUAUAAAUCUAUUGUGUUAUAUACACAAAUAGACUUUGAUCUGAAGAAAAUAUAAAAAAUGGACUUUCAUUAUAGAUGGAAAGUAAUCUUUUAAUUUAAAAUGGAACCAUUUUAUUUUGCAAGUAUCAACUUUGUUAUUUAUUGUUCUUUAAUAACGCAAACAUUUUUUUAAAAAAAAAUUGCAAUGAAAUAAAAUAAUUAAUUUAAUUGAAAGCCAAAAAGUAUUCAAAACAUUUCUUUGAAAACCUAAUAAAUAUUCUCAAACAAUUAACAAAAACUUA